Cornus florida is the source of this 438-nucleotide messenger RNA. Its product is annotated as protein AGENET DOMAIN (AGD)-CONTAINING P1-like. NCBI's taxonomy places the organism in Eukaryota, Viridiplantae, Streptophyta, Magnoliopsida, Cornales, Cornaceae. The coding region runs from base 1 to 438 and encodes 145 amino acids. The record is from RefSeq and is a predicted model, not a curated record. The transcript has a single exon.
AUGGGGUUCCGCAGAGGUGAUCAAGUUGAAGUUGCGAGUAAAGAAGAAGGGUUUCUUGGUUCGUACUACGCUGCGACAGUGAUUGCAGAGGUUCUCGAGAAGGAAUACAUUGUCCAAUACAAGACCCUGUUGAAAGAUGAUAGGUCCGGACCCUUGAGAGAGAUUGUCACCGCCGGCGAGGUCCGCCCGCGUCCACCUCAAAUUCCGGCGACUUCCUUUGGUUUGUACGAAAAGGUCGAUGCGUUUGACAACGAUGGUUGGUGGGUCGGAAACAUCGCUGGCAAAGUUGGGUUGGAGUAUUUGGUUAAUUUCGAGACCACAUGGGAUCAGAUCGCUUACCCAAUGAGUCGGUUAAGGGUUCAUCAGGAAUGGGUGAAUGGCAAGUGGGUUGAGGGUUCAUCAGGAAUGGGUGAAUGGAAAGUGGGUUUCUACCGAUAG